AUGAUUGCAUCACUCAAACUCUUUGAGAAAUCUCAUGCUAACCAAAUUCCCGUUGUGUACCUUGUCAACCUGAGCGAGAGAGAUUACAUCCGCCAGAAGAACAAGUACCUCCCCAAGGUCUUUGAAUGGAUCAAGACCAACUCGCCCGGCGACCCAAUUCUUCCCGUGUCGGCUCAGUUCGAGGAACGUCUGACCCUGAUGCAUGAUGAUGCGGCCGCUGAGGCUGAGUGCAAGUCCCUGGGCACCAAGUCCGGUCUCCCUAAGAUCAUCACUACCAUGCGCCAGUCUUUGAACUUGGGCAGUUUCUUCACCACUGGUGAGGACGAGGUCCGGCAAUGGACCAUCCGCAAGGGCAUCAAGGCUCCCGCUGCGGCUGGUGUCAUUCACACCGACUUCGAGAAGACCUUCAUCCAGGCUAUUGUGUACAACUAUGCUUCUCUCCGCGAGUACGGCGAUGAGAACAGCAUCAAGGCUGCUGGUAAGAUUAUGACGAAGGGCAAGGAUUACGUCGUCGAGGACGGCGAUAUCAUGCUCAUCAAGGCCGGUGCUGCUAAGCACUAG
Messenger RNA from Penicillium egyptiacum, 561 nucleotides. The record is from the annotation of a GenBank genome assembly. Lineage: Eukaryota; Fungi; Ascomycota; Eurotiomycetes; Eurotiales; Aspergillaceae.